Molecule: messenger RNA, 1877 nt
Organism: Gambusia affinis (western mosquitofish)
Lineage: Eukaryota; Metazoa; Chordata; Actinopteri; Cyprinodontiformes; Poeciliidae
Gene: trappc3
Product: trafficking protein particle complex subunit 3
Exons: 5
Coding region: 129-671 (180 amino acids)
Biological process (GO): endoplasmic reticulum to Golgi vesicle-mediated transport; intra-Golgi vesicle-mediated transport
Cellular component (GO): cis-Golgi network membrane; TRAPP complex; cytosol
Source: RefSeq, a predicted model, not a curated record
ACUAACUUUCCACAACAGGAAGUGUGUGAGCGAACUAGUGAUUACGGAACUAAGUUCUUAGCCAGAAUCAAAUAAAUAAAGGAUUAAUCUCGAAUUACCUCCCGUGUAAUCCUGUAACUCUUUCCACGAUGUCUCGGCAAUCCAACCGAACGACAGACAGCAAGAAAAUGAACUCUGAGCUGUUCACAUUGACCUAUGGGGCCCUGGUGACCCAGCUUUGUAAAGACUAUGAAAAUGACGAGGAAGUCAAUAAACAGCUGGACAAGAUGGGAUACAACAUCGGAGUGCGUCUGAUUGAGGACUUCUUGGCGCGUUCCAGCAUCGGCAGGUGUCAGGAUUUCCGAGAAACAGCCGAUAUCAUCGCUAAGGUUGCAUUUAAGAUGUACCUGGGAAUUACCCCCAGUGUGACCAACUGGAGUCCAGGAGGAGAUGAAUUUUCUCUGAUUCUGGAGAACAACCCGCUGGCCGACUUUGUGGAGCUGCCAGAUAACCACAGCACGCUCAUUUACUCCAAUCUACUGUGUGGUGUCCUCAGAGGAGCCCUGGAGAUGGUCCAGAUGGCAGUGGAUGUGAAGUUUGCCCAGGACAGUCUCAGAGGGGACAACGUUACAGAAAUCCGCAUGAAGUUCAUCAAGAGGAUUGAAGAAAACCUCCCAGCCGGAGAGGAGUGACAGAAAAACAAAGACACUUUUAUUUUGCUUAGGUGUAUUUUUUUUUUGAGUUGCGUGGCAUGUUUCUUAAUUUAUGUAUAUAUUUUUUUCUCAAUUAAAUCAACAUUAAUCAAUAUAUGUUACAUGAUCCUUUUCUCACUGGGUGAUUUCAAAACAUUUUUACCACAGUUGAAUUUGGGACUGGACUAUAUGAAUAGGCUGUUUCAACACAUUUGUAUGCUUUGAUUUAAGCCAUUAAAAUUUAACUAGGCUGUAUAUUUAGGGUUGUUUUGCUGAAAGACGUUCUUCUACUCCAGUCUUAUGGAGCUUUAAAGGUCUUUAAUACCAGGAUUUCCCUGUAUUUCUCUCCAUCCAUUUCUCACCCACUCUGACUAGGUUUAAUGUCCCCUCAGAGGGGAAAACAUUCCUGCAGCAUGAUGCAGUCACCACAUUUCAUGGUGGGCUAUGUUGUAAGUGUGAUGUGCAAUCUUAGGUUUCCAAAACAUGUAGCGUUUAGCAUGUCCACUUAAGCGCUCUGGUGUCUUCUGACCAGAGUACAAUCAUCCAAAUAUCUGCAGCUGCUCCAGAGUUACCACGGUCUUCUAACAGCUCGCCUUCACAGUUGUGGCUUUAACUGGUUCUUUCCAGUCAGCCCAGCACGUUUCUUAUCCAUUCGCAAAUCCAGUGCGGUUCCUUCCUGUUGUUUGGAACCGUCUCAAGGGUGGUACAAGCCAGGGCAAUCUGGGUAUAGAAAUUUGAGUGCAUUUGUUGAUCGGCUUGUGGAUUUACGUGGAUUUCGUGAAGGUGUUACUUGUGGAAGAAUGCAUACAGCAUCACGUAAUGAACAGAAAUAAAAUGAGAGAUCUUGAAGAAACUGGUUGCCCAAAGGUACACGCUUAAAAUGACGUUAUCAGAGUGUCGACCGCGUUCCCACAUUCCUGCUCACGUUCUUACGCACAUCCAUGCGCACAUAGUGAAGAACAGACACCCAACUUGCUAGAACCGAAACAGACUUUAACCGGCUAGAGUAAGACUGAAUAUUGAGAAUAUACAUUGAUGAAAUAUGAAAAGGUUUAAGCUUCAUGUUUCUACUUGAGGUCAUUUCUUUGACGCACCAGAGGUGCUUUGCGAAGUCGAACAGUGCUGGAUCUGUUACCAGGCCUGUGUUUGUGCAAAGGACAUUGAAUGAGUCUUGAGUGUGCGUGUCCAAUAAACCUCUUGCAAGUG